AUGGAUGAAACAUGGGUAAACGAAGGUCAUACUGUAUCAAAAGUUUGGCAGGAUGGUAAUGUUAAGAAAAUCAAUGACGAAAUCGAUUUAAUCGAAGAAGUAGAAGUUGAAGCAGAAGUAGAAUGCGAGAAUGAGGUCUUAGACAAGGCGGAAAUUAAUAAGUAUUUUGAGUUUGUAGAUGAAGAAAUUGAUGAAUUUAAUUUCGAAGAAGAAAACGAAAUCCCAUGGGCAAAAGAACCGAUCAAAAUGAAGAAAACCACAGAGUUUACCGAAGAGGAAAAGUUCGAGCUAGCUCUACAAGCAGAGCAGGAAGAACGAAGACUGCAAAGAACGUACACCAUCCUCGAGAGGAACCGAGCCCAGUUCUCCUUCGCCGGAGGCCGGCUAGCCAAGCAGCAGAAGGUGCUGGAGAUCUUCAGGAGGGAGCAGAGGAAUAUCCUCACCGACCUACACGUCGCCACAGCGGGCGGCAGGAAGAACAAGGACGAAAAGCUCUUCAGACAGCUCAGAGCCCUGCUACGCGAGUACGACGAGUACGACUUGGAGAUAAAAAAGCAAAAGGCCUACCUGAACGAGAUCGACGGCCAGAUCCAGAUGGUCAAGAAGCGCGUGAUAGAGCUGCAGGCGGAACAGAUAACCGACUACAACUACCAACAGAGGGUGUUCAAGAGCGAGAACACCCUCCAAACGUUGGAGAACAAGCUGGAGAUGCAGACGAAGAAGUUCUGCGCCAUCUGUUCGGAGAAUAUCAAGCUGCGGGAGGAGAUCAACCACCUCCUCAUCGAAAGGCUAAUAUUUAUAGGCAUCUGGGACAAGCUGAUCAACAAUCUGUGCAGAGGGAAAAAGUUUAUGCUAGAUUUGAUAGAACAAGCGACGAUAGCGUACGACCAGCGGGAAGAGUGGGUGUCCAAGUUGCAGUCGUUGAGGUCGAAAGCGCACAAUGAUCUCCUCUCUCACGUUCAGGAAAUGCGAGAGUUGCAAAGGAAAAAGGACAACUACGUGAAGCUGCAGGAAUUCUUCUCCGUCAGGGGGCAGAAGCGCGUGAUGAAGGACCUGGAGGAGAAGGAGAUGAAGAAGAGGGUGCAGAACAAGCAGAACAUGGAGAUAAAGCUGGAGAAGUACCUCCAGAUAAUGAUCGCCAUAAAGGAAUUUACGGGUCAGGAUCUGAUCCAGACGAUCGCGCACGACUUCCUGGUGCAGGAGGAGGAGAACUUCGCGCUCUUCAAGUACAUCAACCACAUGAACAAGGAGAUGGAGGACAUGAGCGACAAUCUCGGCCACUUGCAGGUCGAAAUAGAGGAGCAGCAGAUGUUGCACGAUGCGUGGCGCAGUCAGCAGGACGUGAAGCUGGAGGGGGUGAAGAGACAGUACGACGAGGCUAAGCAGGAGGCGGACGAUAAGAACGACGAGUUGAACAAGGUGGAGCAGAAGCUGGCCGUCAUUAUGAAGGGCAUCGGACAGCUGUUCAAGCUCUUCAGGUGCAGCAACGAUCCUCUGAUUAAGCUUUUGGGCAACAACGGGACGAUCAACUAUUACAACGUCUUGCUGUACUUGCAGAUACUGGAACAGAACAUCCAGAAGGCCUUGGUCACCGUCUACCACAAGGAGAUGGGACUCGGCAAGAACAUGGGCUAUAGCUAG
Messenger RNA from Anoplophora glabripennis (Asian longhorned beetle), 1641 nucleotides. Its product is annotated as coiled-coil domain-containing protein 63. Bases 1 to 1641 code for a protein of 546 amino acids. NCBI's taxonomy places the organism in Eukaryota, Metazoa, Arthropoda, Insecta, Coleoptera, Cerambycidae. The transcript has 12 exons. The record is from RefSeq and is a predicted model, not a curated record.